CAAUUGUGUGAAGAAUUACUAACUUUUUUUCGUCAAAAUCCAGUCAACUCCACACUACUCAAGCAGUCAACCCCAAGUCAUCUCAGUUUUCCCAGUCCAUGGUUCUAUUUCCACUCGAUUCUGAAUCAGCUAAAAAAUCACGCCAUCUACAUAAUUCUGACACCAAAAACUUCUCAGCUGAUAAUUCAAGUCAACAUUCUGACGUAAAACGCGCUACGACUGUUCGCUCUUCUAAUGCAUUUUCAGCAACCGAAUCCCAGAACACUGACAAUCAGAAACGUUUUAAGCCGUCUCGUUCUGAGUAUUCCGAUAAGUUUUCUGUCUUGAAUCACCACAAAUUUCCUCAAAAAUCUAGGGAAGUGGCACGUUCAAAUGUUUUAUUUUCUCCGAGUCCUGAAAAAUCACCUCGCUUACAACCUAUUCAAAUACCAAAAGUAUUUCGUUCACCGAUUUCAUCAGAAGAUGAAGUGAAAACCACUCAAGACUGUAAUAAGUCUUCGAACCAAGAUCAUAGUGGAUCUUUUGGCCGAAAUUCUACUCGGGAAGAGGAUCCAAAAUAUGUAUGGAAUAUUCCUUCAGCUAAAAAAAAGGAGUUAAUUGAAAACUCAGAUGUUUACAUCCGUGAAGUCGAUUUAAAUUAUAUCAAAGUGAAGUUUCGUCAUGAUCCUGCUGAAAUGGCGCGACGACUCUUCAAAUCGAUAAUUGGAGAAGACCGAUUAUGUACUAUGAGCCGUACUGGUGGAAACGGGAGGCAGCCAUUACCCUCAGACGUUAGACAAACAGUUUACGGUAUAUAAAUAUGUCCGUAUAAUUUUUUUUUAUAUACGG
Microplitis mediator is the source of this 828-nucleotide messenger RNA. RefSeq lists its product as uncharacterized. Bases 99 to 797 code for a protein of 232 amino acids. Lineage: Eukaryota; Metazoa; Arthropoda; Insecta; Hymenoptera; Braconidae. The transcript is spliced from 2 exons. The record is from RefSeq and is a predicted model, not a curated record.